Messenger RNA from Durusdinium trenchii, 3717 nucleotides. NCBI's taxonomy places the organism in Eukaryota, Dinophyceae, Suessiales, Symbiodiniaceae. The record is from the annotation of a GenBank genome assembly.
AUGAAGACCCUUUGUGCGCUGAUGCUGGUGGCUGUGUCCAAGGCUUCCUUGGAGGAGGACGUGGCUUUGCUGAGGGCAGAGGUGAAUGCGCAGAAAGAGAUCCUGCAGAAUCAGCAAGCCAUCCUCAAAGAUUUGGCACCCAUUGGUCGGCAGCUUCAAACGGGCUGGGUGACCCAAGCAGAACUGACGGCCGCAGUGACUGCUUUGCAGAACACUGACUACAGCCUGGGAGGAGCCUUGGAUUCAGCCUGGCUUUGCUUGUGUGGUGCAUUGGUGAUGUUCAUGCAUGCUGGCUUCGGCAUGCUUGAGACGGGCAGCUGCCGUGCAAAGAAUGCAUCCAACGUGCUCAUGAAGAACUUGGUGAACGUUUGCGUGGGCACUUUGGGGUGGUGGCUUUUUGGGUGGGCCUUUGCCUAUGGUGCCCAGAAUGGCAACGGUUUCAUUGGAACCACGGGCUUUGCCGGCUUCGACUUCUACACCCAAGAUCAGACCACGGGUGUCAUCACUCCAAUGGCAAGCUGCGACGCAGAUGGGUGCCAAAGCGUCAUGCUAAGCUGGUUCUUUCAAUGGGCAUUUUGCACUGCUGGUGCCACCAUCGUCAGUGGUGCAGUUGCUGAGCGUGUGAAGAGCCCCACAUAUGCGGUCUUUGCAUUCUUGAUGGCGAGCUUCAUCUACCCAGUCAUUGUGGCAUGGUCUUGGGGUGGAGGCUGGAUUGCCACCGUCCUCGAUGUUGGCUACAUGGAUUUUGCGGGCAGUGGUGUGGUCCACCUGACAGGAGGAGUGGCUGGCUUGGCAGGAACCAUUGUGCUUGGACCACGAGCGGGGCGCUUUACGAACCCUGAUGAGUUUGAGUGCCACAACCUUCCUCUGGUGGUGCUGGGCACUUUCGCUUUGUGGUUCGGUUGGUAUGGCUUCAACCCAGGUUCCACCCUUUCAAUGCACGAUGGAGCAACCGGUGCCAUGGCAGCUCAGGUUGCGAUGAACACAACAUUGUCUGCGGCUACUGGUGGAAUCACUGUCUUCAUCCUUCGCUACGCCAUCACAAAGAAGUAUGACGUUGGUGGCUUGUGCAAUGGCAUUCUUGCAGGCUUGGUCUCCAUCACGGCAGGCUGCGGCAACAUGGAAUGCGGCAGUGCUUUUGCUACUGGAUUGAUUGGAGCAUUUUUCUACCAAGGUUCUUCCAUGCUCGUUCAAAAGCUGAAGAUUGAUGAUCCAGUGGACGCCGCACCAGUUCACGGCUUUUGUGGCAUUUGGGGUGUGUUGGCAUGCGGCUUCUUUGAUUGGGGAAAGGGUUUUGAUCAUUACCAUGGCUGGAGUGGUUUUGGAUGCAUGCCUGUCUCAACGACGGACUCCACUUGCCAGACCGGCAUUGGGGGCAGUGCUAUCGGAGCACAGUUCAUCCUCAUCAUCAUGGUGAUUCUGUGGUCUGGCAGCCUUUCCGCCAUCAUUUUCUUGAUUCUGAAGCUCACCGGUACUUUGCGCAUCAGUGAGGAGGUGGAACAGGUGGGCAUGGACUCUCACCACCAUUCACCGGCCAAGGCUUCCUUGGAGGAUGAAGUGGCCAUGCUAAUGGCUGAGGUGAAAGCACAGAAAGAGAUGAUUCAAGAGCAACAAGCUAUGAUCGAAGAGCUUCAGCCCAUCGGUCGGCAGCUUCAAACGGGCUGGGUGACCCAAGCAGAACUGACGGCCGCAGUGACUGCUUUGCAGAACACUGACUACAGCCUGGGAGGAGCCUUGGAUUCAGCCUGGCUUUGCUUGUGUGGUGCAUUGGUGAUGUUCAUGCAUGCUGGCUUCGGCAUGCUUGAGACGGGCAGCUGCCGUGCAAAGAAUGCAUCCAACGUGCUCAUGAAGAACUUGGUGAACGUUUGCGUGGGCACUUUGGGGUGGUGGCUUUUUGGGUGGGCCUUUGCCUAUGGUGCCCAGAAUGGCAACGGUUUCAUUGGAACCACGGGCUUUGCCGGCUUCGACUUCUACACCCAAGAUCAGACCACGGGUGUCAUCACUCCAAUGGCAAGCUGCGACGCAGAUGGGUGCCAAAGCGUCAUGCUAAGCUGGUUCUUUCAAUGGGCAUUUUGCACUGCUGGUGCCACCAUCGUCAGUGGUACAGUUGCUGAGCGUGUGAAGAGCCCCACAUAUGCGGUCUUUGCAUUCUUGAUGGCGAGCUUCAUCUACCCAGUCAUUGUGGCAUGGUCUUGGGGUGGAGGCUGGAUUGCCACUGUCCUCGAUGUUGGCUACAUGGAUUUUGCGGGCAGUGGUGUGGUCCACCUGACAGGAGGAGUGGCUGGCUUGGCAGGAACCAUUGUGCUUGGACCACGAGCGGGGCGCUUUACGAACCCUGAUGAGUUUGAGUGCCACAACCUUCCUUUGGUGGUGCUGGGCACUUUCGCUUUGUGGUUCGGUUGGUAUGGCUUCAACCCAGGUUCCACCCUUUCAAUGCACGAUGGAGCAACCGGUGCCAUGGCAGCUCAGGUUGCGAUGAACACAACAUUGUCUGCGGCUACUGGUGGAAUCACUGUCUUCAUCCUUCGCUACGCCAUCACAAAGAAGUAUGACGUUGGUGGCUUGUGCAAUGGCAUUCUUGCAGGUUUGGUCUCCAUCACGGCAGGCUGCGGCAACAUGGAAUGCGGCAGUGCUUUUGCUACUGGAUUGAUUGGAGCAUUUUUCUACCAAGGUUCUUCCAUGCUCCUUCAAAAGCUGAAGAUUGAUGAUCCAGUGGACGCCGCACCAGUUCACGGCUUUUGUGGCAUUUGGGGUGUGUUGGCAUGCGGCUUCUUUGAUUGGGGAAAGGGUUUUGAUCAUUACCAUGGCUGGAGUGGUUUUGGAUGCAUGCCUGUCUCAACGACGGACUCCACUUGCCAGACCGGCAUUGGGGGCAGUGCUAUCGGAGCACAGUUCAUCCUCAUCAUCAUGGUCAUCCUCUGGUCUGGCAGCCUCUCUGCUAUCAUCUUCCUGCUCUUGAAGCUCACUGGGGCUUUGCGGAUCAGCGAGGAGGUGGAACAGGUGGGCAUGGACUCUCAUCACCAUUCACCGACGAAGGCCUACUCCCUGAGCGAUGCGAAGAUCACCACGGAAACCACCACCAUCGGAGUGGAUGGGUCGCUUUUUGUCGUCGAAAGAGUGGAGCUCUUUGUAUCAGCGACCGAGCCUGGCGUGGGCAGUCUGACUGUCUUCCUGAAGAGCUCGGCAGAGGCGGCGGUGGAUACGGUGGAGAAAGACGCGGCACCGAAGGAUGGGGCAGAGGAGACACCACAGGAGGAGCCAGCUGUCCCACUGGAAGGUUCGGUGACCAUCGUUCAAGGUGCCAGCCGCACGCGAGUGCCCUGGGCGCCAGAGGAGAGCUGUCGGCAGCUGCGCGCGCGCAUCGAGGACUCCACCGGCAUCCCUGCAGCCAAGCAGCAGUUGAAGCUGGUCAAUCAGGAGUUCUUGGCCGAGGGCGACGAAACACAAGCAUCCUACGAGUCGGCCGGAAAGAUUAAGACGAUCUGGUUGGAAGACUUGCGCACGCCAGGGGAGAGGGGCGAAGAAGAGAAGACCUUCAUCGAUGAAUUGAAGCAGCUUUGGAAGUUGGACAACGUCACCGUGGUGAGUUUGGCGCUAGUGGCCUACACCUUCUUCAAGGAGCUGUUGCCGCUCUUCAUCGAAGGAGUGAACAAUCCCUUGGCGGAUCUGCCCUGGCAACCAGGGCCCAUCGACACCAAUCCGCCCUCUCCUAUUUAA